Molecule: messenger RNA, 798 nt
Organism: Ceutorhynchus assimilis (cabbage seed weevil)
Lineage: Eukaryota; Metazoa; Arthropoda; Insecta; Coleoptera; Curculionidae
Source: the annotation of a GenBank genome assembly
AUGAACAGUCCAAUCUUAGAAUUGCACGACGAAGACAUUCGUCUAGCCCUUGAGGAGGCGCUUCAGGAGGAUUCCCACCUGACCUUCCCCAAUCAGGCUACUACUUCAACCGCCGAGAUACAAGACACCCUGGCAACCCCAACGCCUGUGUCCGAAAUCCGAACAACUUCACCGACCACGAAAUCAACCGUCCUUACGGAGGAAACGCCGCCCGUGACGUCCGUUUGUAAUUUAAACAAAGCAGUGGCAUCAGCGAUCCGAUUACCGGUCGAAAAGGGUCUCUGUUGGAGAUGCGGCUAUCCCAAUCACCGACGGGACAACUGCACCGGUUCACCCUUGGUGUUCUGUUCCAGAUGCGGACAAGUGGGGAUAAUGUCCAAGCACUGUCCUUGUGAACCAGUGCCUCGCCCGCCAUCUUCCAGCCUGCCGCCGACUGCCAAUCGACCGUUGACUUCCACCCGUCCGCCGACUUUCCGCCGACCGCCGUCUGCGAGUAGGUCGCCUACUGCGACUGAACCGUCAACUUCAAACCGUCCGCCAACUUCCCGCCGACCGCCGUCUCUUAGUAGGCCGUCGACUUCCACUCGGCCACCGACUUCCCGCCGACCGCCGUCUUCCGACUGGCCGCUGACCCCCCGUCGAUCGCCGAUCCCCGCAUGCCACACUGAGGGUGGUCAAUCAGCCCAAGGACCAUCCGCCCGGGACCGCUGUAACCAGCCGCACAGGGCUGCCAAUCCGAGAACCCGAUUCCGACCGUGCCGAACUUGUGGCUGCCCAUUCGGCGAACAUUUCCAGUAG